AUGUCCACUGGCAACUGCUCGAGCUUUGCUAAUGAAGCUGUUGGAGAAUUUGUCGACUGUAUGACAAAGCCACGCUACUCUCGCAAGCCCGUGAUUGUCCUAGCUGGCUACUCGGAUGAUAUGGAUAGGCUACCUCAUAUUAAUACGGGUUUACGGUCUCGGUUCCCCACCGAUAUUGUCUUUCCCUCGAUGAGCCCAGCUCACUGCCUCGAAUAUCUUGAAGUGCAGCUAGGGAAGCUCCAGAUAAGAGUGGAUCGGAGCCCUACCAUUAGUGAACGGGAAGAUUCAACUGUUCGGGACCUGUUUGCCCGGUUGCAAAAGACAAGGUCUUGGGCAAAUGCCUGGGAUGUUGAAACACUGGCCCGCAAUAUCGUUUUCGAGGUGUACAAGAGUCAACGGGGCACCAGUGACUCCGACCUCAGCGUUUCUAUGGACGAUAUUAUGAACUGUCUAGAUGACAUGCCAGACCAGCGCGACCAGUCUUCUGAAUAA
This is a messenger RNA of Aspergillus luchuensis, 492 nucleotides long. RefSeq lists its product as uncharacterized. The transcript has a single exon. Gene Ontology annotation, molecular function: ATP binding. The record is from RefSeq and is a predicted model, not a curated record. Bases 1 to 492 code for a protein of 163 amino acids. Lineage: Eukaryota; Fungi; Ascomycota; Eurotiomycetes; Eurotiales; Aspergillaceae.